UCUUUUUUAUCAUGUCUGCCAUUCUCAAGCAAAGAGUCCGUUACGCUCCAUAUCUCAAGAAGCUUAGAACCGCUGAAGAGUGCAUUCCUUUAUUCCAGCACGGUCAAUAUCUCGGAUGGUCGGGCUUCACUGGAGUGGGAGCCCCUAAGGUCGUUCCUCAAGCUCUUGUGGAUCACGUUGAAAAGAACAGUUUGCAGGGCAAAUUGGCCUUCAACUUGUUCGUGGGUGCCUCUGCCGGUCCAGAAGAAUCGCAAUGGGCUCAAAAUGACAUGAUUUUGAGACGUGCGCCUCACCAAGUCGGUAAACCGAUCGCCGCUGCGAUCAACUCCAACAGAACCCAAUUUUUCGACAAACAUUUGUCCAUGUUCCCUCAAGACCUCACUUACGGUUACUACACCAUGGACAAAUCCAAUGAUCUUUUGGAUUACACCAUCAUCGAGGCAACUGCCAUCACCGAGGAUGGCGCUAUCGUGCCAGGUCCAGCUGUCGGUGCCUCUCCUGAGAUGUUGAGCUGCUCCGACAAGAUCAUCAUCGAGGUCAACACCGCUACUCCAUCCUUCGAGGGAUUGCACGACAUUGACAUGCCAGAACACCCACCUUUCAGAAAACCAUACCCCUACACCUCUGUUGAUCAAAAGAACGGUUUGCAUGCCAUUCCGGUUGAUCCAUCUAGAGUCGUGGCCAUCGUCGAGUCCACCACUCCAGACAGAGUCCCAGACCCAGCACCUUCUGAUGAAAUGUCAAGACGGAUUGCCAGCCAUUUGAUUGAGUUUUUCGAACACGAGGUCAAUGCUGGUAGAAUGCCAGACAACCUGCACCCAUUGCAGUCUGGUAUUGGUAACGUUGCUAAUGCCAUCAUCGGGGGACUGGCAGACUCUUCGUUCAAGAACCUGACUGUUUGGACAGAGGUUUUGCAGGACUCGUUUUUGCCAUUCUUUGAGACAGGAGCCAUGGAGUAUGCUACUGCCACAUCCAUCAGACUGUCGAAGGACGGAUUCAAGAAGUUUUUCGACAACUGGGACCUCUUUUCGAAAAAAUUGUGUCUGAGAUCGCAGGUUGUGUCGAAUUCCCCAGAAUUGAUCAGAAGACUCGGUGUCAUUGCUAUGAACACACCAGUCGAGGUGGACAUCUACGCGCACGCCAACUCGACCAACGUCAAUGGAUCCAGAAUGCUGAAUGGACUGGGAGGAUCGGCUGAUUUCCUGAGAAACGCCAAGCUUUCGAUCAUGCACACUCCAGCAGCCAGACCUACCAAGACAGACCCUACCGGAAUUUCGUGUGUUGUUCCAUUUGCGUCACACAUUGACCAAACCGAGCACGACUUGGACGUGAUUGUGACGGAUUACGGUCUUGCCGACCUCAGAGGAUGCUCGCCAAAGGAGAGGGUCAGCAAGAUCAUCAACAAGUGUGCUCACCCAGAUUACAGAGCACAGUUGCAAGACUACUAUGACAGAGCCCUGUUUUACUGCGAGAAAAAGAAGACGAUGCACGAGCCACACAUUUUGAAGGACGCUUUCAAGAUGCACAUUAAUUUGCAGGAGAAUGGUACCAUGAAGUUGGACAGCUGGGACGUCAAGUUUUAGAGCUGUUUGCGCGAGCUAGGAUUUUAGAAUGAAAUCUUGUAUAACGUAUUCUCCAAUCAUAAAAAAAAGUUGGAUCCGAUAGUAAUCCUUACACCUGCUUUGCACCGAGUUUUCAGUGUUGACGAAAAAACGUUUCCCCAACAACCUCCUUAUGUCUGUGGAAGAACUGAAAGAGUCGGUCGAGAAGCUCGAAAACAGAAUCAGAGCCUUGGAAUCCAAGGCUGGUCUGACCACCAAGUUGCCAGCUGCCCUUAGAAUGGUACUCAUCGGACCACCGGGAGCAGGAAAGGGUACCCAGGCACCAAACCUCAAAGAGAAAUUCUGUGCUUGCCACCUGGCCACAGGUGACAUGCUGCGUUCACAAGUCGCGCAGAAGACUCCCUUGGGAUUGGAGGCCAAGAAAAUCAUGGACCAGGGUAAGCUUGUGUCCGACGAGAUCAUGGUCAACAUGAUCAAGGACGAGCUGGCCAACAACCAGGAGUGCAAGAACGGCUUCAUUCUUGAUGGCUUCCCUAGAACCAUUCCUCAGGCUGAGAAGCUCGAUCAGAUGCUGGCCGAGAACAAAACUCCUUUGCAAAAGGCCAUUGAGCUCAAGAUUGACGACGAGCUGCUUGUUGCCAGAAUCACUGGUAGACUUGUCCACCCAGCUUCGGGAAGAUCUUACCACAAGAUCUUUAACCCUCCUAAGGAGGCCAUGAAGGAUGAUGUCACUGGGGAGCCUUUGAUCCAGAGAUCCGACGACAACGUCGAGGCCCUGAAAAAGAGACUGGUCACCUACCACGAGCAAACCGAGCCAAUUGUCGAGUACUACAAGAAAGCUGGUAUCUGGUCCGGGAUCGACGCCUCACAGCCUCCGAAAACCGUAUGGGCUGACAUCCUGAAAUGUCUGGGUCAGUAAAGUUGCCCGUAAUUUGGCAGAGUGUAAAAACAAGUUGUCUAUAUAAAAAUACAACCUCUAUUUUGCCAU
Molecule: messenger RNA, 2550 nt
Organism: Ogataea polymorpha
Lineage: Eukaryota; Fungi; Ascomycota; Pichiomycetes; Pichiales; Pichiaceae
Product: acetyl-CoA hydrolase
Exons: 1
Coding region: 12-1583 (523 amino acids)
Biological process (GO): acetate metabolic process
Cellular component (GO): mitochondrion
Molecular function (GO): acetate CoA-transferase activity; acetyl-CoA hydrolase activity
Source: RefSeq, a predicted model, not a curated record